GCUAUAUAAAGAAUAAGUUAAUGUCUUGUAUUCUUUUUACAACAUGCAAUGCUCAGGUUAAUAAGUAAUCUUAAAAAACAUCUUCGCAGUGUUUAGAGAAACGUUUCCCGUCCACGGAGGAACAUUGCCGUUUUGGUGAAGGAAUGUUGCUUUGUAUUCGCUGUAGUAUCACCAAUAUUUUUUUAAUUUUUUAUUGUUUCUAUAAUACUUGUUUACAAACACAUGAUAAACUACUUGAACUGCUCAAAAAUGGGAGUUUGGCUUGCGCAUAACACUGCGAGGGGUCUAUCAAGAUUGAACAAAUAAAGUAGUUUUAUGCAUACUGAGGGCGGAAAAAAGAAUUCCAAAAUAGAAAAAGGAAUUUAACUAAAACGGUUGAUUUGGAGCAUUGCGAUUAUGGAUUGUUUUUAAUACUCUUGAUAUUGUUUUAACUGUAAUUACACUGUCUUUACAUUUAUAGCAUCCCUAUGAGAAAUUGCCUCAGAUGAUUCAAAAUCCAUGAUAUAAUUUGGAAUUGAGCUUAAGUGAAAUAUUAUAUAUCGUGUAUAUUACCGUGUACUAAUUUGAACUAUAAAAUUUAUAUUUCAUGUUUACAGCACGAUAUUUUAUUUUUCAAAUAAUAUUACUAUGUCACUAUCCAGCGCUAAUGCUGUUGACACGGCUGGGGUGGAAAGAGAGAGCCAUGCUAUUUGGAAACCUAUAGAUUUGUCUCAGUCUUCAAAAGCGGUAUCAAUACAUUGGGAGUCAACCAGCUAUGGAAACUUUCCACGGAGAACCGAAGAAAAAACAAGCCAACAAAAGGUUCUUAAAUUGACCACCCCUAGUGAAGAAACACGAGAUAUUUGUGGAAAGCACGUAAAAGGACAUGUUUCGGCAGAACCUUCUCCAACAAAACAAAAAACGGAAUUAAAGUUUCGGAAAUCGUAUUCGUGUGACGAUAUAUCGACGAUAGGGAGAGAAAUCGCUAAGGAAAAAGAAACAUCUACGUUCAAAAGUAUGGACAAUAGUAACCCCAUAGAAAAUUCCGAGGAAAUACGUGCAAAACCUUCUGCUUCAAAUCAUCCUAUGCCUGUGCAAAACGAGAUCAACCUCGAGAAUGAUUCUAUAAAUUUCAAUACACAAAAUGCAUAUUACCUUGCAUCAUACGAACAGUACAUUCAAAAAAUGCUACACUCUGUAAACUUGCCAGAGUACAAUAAAACAGAAUUCUAUCGUCAACUAAUGCUAACAAUGUUAAUGAGUUAUACCCAAGAUCCCAGAAAUAUUAACUCGUUAUCCACGGUUAUUAACCCGUUUGCAAUGGCCCAACAACCUGAAAAAAUUCAACAAGAAUUACACAAUAAAGUGCUUGCAUCAUCAAUAGAAAAAUAUUCUGACACAAGAUAUGUCGCGAGAAAGCGGAGUUUGAUAAAAUCGCCACACAACGAAACUGAUAAUGACGAAGAGAUAAUAGUUGAUGAAACAGUGGAGCAAUAUGGAAACAACACAAAUUCUAAAGGAAACAGCCAAGACAAAUAUUACAAGCGCCAUUUUAGCAAUCAGAGUAACGAACCAAAAGAAAUUCAACAAACAGACGACCAAAUGGACACAAUUAAAAAUCAAGGUAUUUUUAGAAAUGGCACCAGUCAUAUUAAGAUUGAAACAAAGGAUGAUCAAGAUACAACGAGUUCAAAUCAUUUGAUGCCCAUUCGCAGUGAAUAUAAUCACCAAUAUUCCGGAGAGUUUGAUGACACAACUCCAAUGGCUAAAAGUUAUACAACAGGAGGACGUAACCAGCAUACUACACAACGUUCCGAACAGAACUGGUUCAAAAAUUCAGUCAUCGACAGACAUGAAUACGAAAAAAACAAAAGUUCUCCAGAGAAAAAACAUCGGAGAAAUCGAACGACGUUCACAACAUAUCAACUGCAUGAACUAGAAAAAGCUUUUGAAAAAUCCCAUUAUCCGGAUGUCUAUAGCAGAGAAGAACUAGCAACAAAAAUUAGAUUACCAGAAGUCAGAGUACAGGUAUGGUUUCAGAAUCGACGGGCAAAAUGGCGUAGACAAGAAAAAGUAGAUAUCAGACAUACAGUUAUGGAUUACGAAAACACUACUCAUAGAUUGAACACAACUUCUCAUUUUCAAACGCCAAGGAAGGAUACAGCGCCACUUUUGCUUGCUUCUAACGGUGCCGGAUUUCUUCUUCAAGCAGCCAAGCAAUGAUGUGCUGUUCAAUAUUGUGACGUAAAGACAGAAAGACGAAAAUUCAGCGUGUCGCUUUUUUAUUUAAAUUCAUUUGUUUUGUAAAAUAUAAAGUUUGAAAAAAA
Styela clava is the source of this 2306-nucleotide messenger RNA. RefSeq lists its product as uncharacterized. Gene Ontology annotation, biological process: positive regulation of transcription by RNA polymerase II. The record is from RefSeq and is a predicted model, not a curated record. Lineage: Eukaryota; Metazoa; Chordata; Ascidiacea; Stolidobranchia; Styelidae. Gene Ontology annotation, molecular function: DNA-binding transcription factor activity, RNA polymerase II-specific; RNA polymerase II cis-regulatory region sequence-specific DNA binding.